AUGUACAAUGGAGGACCUGAAGUGUCCAUCAGAUCUCUUAAGAAGGACAGCAUGAAGUUUGUUCUCAGCAAUACAGAUCUCAGUGUCGCCAAUGCCUUGAGACGUAUCAUGAUUGCCGAGGUCCCAACAAUGGCAAUCGACAUGGUUGAGAUUGAGACCAAUUCGACAGUAUUAACAGAUGAGUAUAUUGCACAUCGCUUGGGAAUGAUCCCUCUGACAAGUUUCGAUGUUGACAGGAUCCAGUAUACACGAGACUGUACUUGCACCCUUUACUGUCCCAAUUGUUCUGUAGAGUUGACACUCCAUGUUAAAGUUAAUGUGGAUUACGAUGAUAUGAAUGAUCCUACAAUUGAUAAAACCAGGCAAGUUACGAGCUUGGAUCUUGUCAGUAGUGAUGAAGCUGUCAAGCCUGUAUCGGAUGGUAAGAACAAAGCGCAUCCUAUUUUGAUUGUCAAAAUGAGACCUGGUCAAGAGCUAAAGUUAAAGUGUGUAGCGAAAAAAGGAGUGGCUAAAGAGCAUGCCAAAUGGAGCCCUGUUUAUGGUGUUGCAUUUGAAUACGAUCCUUAUAACAAGUUGAGACAUUCGCACUACUGGAUUGAGGAGGAUGAAAAAACAGAGUGGUUUGUUUCUUCGAACGCCGCUGAGGAGACACCCGUUGAUCCUAAUGAGCCUUUCGACUACAACGCCAAGCCUGAUCGGUUCUAUAUGGAAGUGGAGACGUCUGGAUGCAUGAAGCCCGAAGAGGUUGCUCUGCGCGCCAUGACUAUUAUGCAGGAUAAGCUUGGAGGUUUACAGAUUAAGUUAGAUGAUGAAUUCAAAGAAGACACUCAACGCUGGGGUUAUUAG
Molecule: messenger RNA, 846 nt
Organism: Lobosporangium transversale
Lineage: Eukaryota; Fungi; Mortierellomycota; Mortierellomycetes; Mortierellales; Mortierellaceae
Product: DNA-directed RNA polymerase II subunit RPB3
Exons: 6
Coding region: 1-846 (281 amino acids)
Biological process (GO): DNA-templated transcription
Cellular component (GO): RNA polymerase II, core complex
Molecular function (GO): DNA-directed RNA polymerase activity; DNA binding; protein dimerization activity
Source: RefSeq, a predicted model, not a curated record